This is a messenger RNA of Penicillium crustosum, 1266 nucleotides long. Its product is annotated as fungal specific transcription factor domain-containing protein. The transcript is spliced from 4 exons. Gene Ontology annotation, biological process: regulation of DNA-templated transcription. Bases 1 to 1266 code for a protein of 421 amino acids. The record is from RefSeq and is a predicted model, not a curated record. Gene Ontology annotation, molecular function: transcription cis-regulatory region binding; DNA-binding transcription factor activity, RNA polymerase II-specific. Lineage: Eukaryota; Fungi; Ascomycota; Eurotiomycetes; Eurotiales; Aspergillaceae. Gene Ontology annotation, cellular component: nucleus.
AUGAAUCUUAUCCAAGAGAUCCGACAGAACAUCACGCUGCAUGAACAACCCUCGGCCGGCGAUGAUAGCACUGAAGACAUUAUAAUCAACGGUAUGGUUUCCGAGGAACUUGCUAUCAUGCUUCUUAAAGGAUUCUCGAAACUAUCCAACCGCUGGUUGUUCAUGAGUACAGACCCCGUCCAGCUACGCACCAAAUCACCACUCCUGUUUGGUACUUGCAUUUUGGCAGGUCUUCAUAUUACUCCCUCUUUGCAUGGGUCAUCAACACAUCAAGCUUUGUAUCGCCAUGUUCACGGACUGCUCGGCCAGGCACAUCUUUCUUCGACUGCCUCGCUCGACACAAUACAGUCGAUGUUGAUAUUUUCCAUGUGGGACCUGCGACCAACUUUAGGCCCUGAUCAUGGUACCUCGUGGCUCCUCAGCGGCACGGCUGCUAUGCGGGUGAUUAUGACUACUCCAUUUGGGCAGCUUCCAAACACAACCGACGCCGGCGAAAGCGAACGAGCCCAAGCACAAGAAAUAAUGCGCACGUGGAACCUGAUUUGUCUCUGUCAGUUACAGUUUUCGGUGGGCUCUGGUCGUCCACCGAUCAUAUCCAGUCAGUAUUUUGACCAAUGCAUCAAAGUCCUAGAUUUUCCAUCAUACAAUGCACGCGAUGAACUCGUACUGGCUGGAGUCAGGUUAUACCGACUCCUUUGGGAAGUUAUAAGCUCCAACGUGAUAGAAAGAGGAAGUGCCGUUUGGCCCGAAAUCGACAAUUUACGCAAGUCCCAGGAGAACAUAUACAAGCUUGAUUCCUCUGAACCACUACGGUUUGCAUACUCCUGCACCUACUUGAUCCUGGCACGUCGCGCACUUCAACAUACUAUGAGUGAAACUCAACCCGAGGAAACGAGCAAUUCCAGAAUCACACCAGAAGAAUCAACACUCCCCUUAAUUCGGUUCGCGAUUAGCCAGUCGCAUCAGCUUUUGAAUCUAUUUGUCUCCAUGUCAGAUUUGACCACUUAUAUCCAUCCUGCCUACGAAAACGUGCUUUGUUCAUUUGCAAUGGUGACACUGGCCGAAUUUGUGGCUCAUCUAGAUGAUGUGGGGAGUAUAAUCAUUCUCAUGGAACAAGCUGUCUCUCAUAUUCAAUGUGGAGGCAAAGCCGAACCUGUAAGCCGGUGGUCUCUAAACAUCAUGAAGCAACAUGUUGCAGACCGCAUUGAACAAGAAGACUGCGUGACUUCGAUGGGAGAAAAUAGCACAGAGAUCUAUAUGCCGUAG